AUGAAUAGAACUUUGAAAGUCGGUAAUGAGGAGACAAUACACCAGAUUGUUGAAAAAGUUCUUUGGGAAAAUGUAGAAAAACUUUCCAAGUUAUAUUAUGAUGAAUUUAUUCAGACGUGUAUAUGGAGGCCUAAAAAGGAAGGUAAGCAGGGGAAUAUUCCCGUAGAACGGUUUGUUUCGCGAAUGGAGGCUAAGUAUUCUCGUGAAGUAUUGGAAAAUCAACAGCUAAUAAAGAAGGGUUUACCCGCUAACGAAUAUCUAUAUAAAGCUCCCAAACCCGGUGAAAGAUUUAGUUACAUUGUAGUAGUACUUGAAGAGAUUUAUAAUAACUGCGGGAAAAAAAUACCACAACAAAAAGGGGACUGUAUGGAAUACCCAGAUGUG
Messenger RNA from Acaulospora colombiana, 384 nucleotides. Lineage: Eukaryota; Fungi; Glomeromycota; Glomeromycetes; Diversisporales; Acaulosporaceae. The record is from the annotation of a GenBank genome assembly.